Macrosteles quadrilineatus (aster leafhopper) is the source of this 1046-nucleotide messenger RNA. Its product is annotated as 33 kDa inner dynein arm light chain, axonemal-like. Gene Ontology annotation, molecular function: dynein heavy chain binding. The transcript has 3 exons. Gene Ontology annotation, cellular component: axoneme; filopodium. Bases 108 to 851 code for a protein of 247 amino acids. The record is from RefSeq and is a predicted model, not a curated record. Lineage: Eukaryota; Metazoa; Arthropoda; Insecta; Hemiptera; Cicadellidae.
UCCAGAUUUAUUCCCAUGCAAAGCUUACACUCUUUAUGAACUAUUAUUCGUUUUGACUUUUUUUAGAAUAAUUGCUCAAAACAUUACCAUAGUUUACCAAACAAACUAUGGCGACCGAGAGUGUUCUAGCGUCAAGAGACACUUUGGUCAGGUACGGGAAUCCCGUGUUGGUGUCCAGACGACCAGAAAGACCAGCGUCUCCCACAGGACUUCCAGCGGCAGCCCAGGGAGACAUAGGGCUUCCGCCGACCGAGAAGGCCAAAUCUACCGAGGAGGUCCUUAACUGCAUCCUUCCACCACGGGAAUGGGAGGAGAACGGACAACUGUGGAGACAGACAGUGUCUAGCGAACCGGCGACCAGGGAGGAUGUGAAGAAACUAGGAGAACAACUGGACACAGGGCUGCAGCAACAGCAGGCCAGGGAGACGGGGAUUUGUCCUGUCAGGAGGAAGAUGUUCAGUCAGUGCUUCGACGAGAUUAUCCGACAGGUGACAAUCAACUGCUGCGAGAGAGGGCUGCUGCUGCUAAGGGUGCGGGAUGAGAUGAGAAUGGCGACGGCAGCUUACCAGACUCUGUACGAGAGCAGCGUGGCUUUCGGCAUUCGUAAAGCUCUGCAGGCUGAGCAGGGCAAGUGCGAUAUGGAGGAGACAAUCGUAGAGUUGAAGGAUGUCAAGGCGGAGCUUGAACGACAAGUUGCCGAACUUAGGGCGAAGGCCGAACAGAUAGAGAGAAGAGCAAGCGAGCUGAGACAGGCUGAGGAGAGAAAACAUUCCGAGGAAGUUGAUUUUCUCAAGAAGACGAACCAACAGUUGAAGUCCCAACUGGAGGGGAUCAUUGCGCCGAAAAAGUAGUCAAAUUGGAAGAUUCCCUUGAACUCGUACGAUCAGCCCUUCAUCAUUGCUAUUUGUUAAAAUGUGUAGUUUAAAAUUUUGCAUUUCCUUACAAUGAAGCUUCAACGAUUAUAAAAGACUACACGAAGGUCGAUCAUUUACUUUACUAAUAUUAAUUUUGUCUGUCAUUCAUAAAUAAAUUAUCAACCUAUAUUA